AAGUCAAACAUACGAUACGAGUUUCUUUCUUUCUUUCUUCAACCGUCGCCCGUCAGGUGGAAGGGAAACAAAUAUACCUUUUGAAGAUAGAAAAGAAAAAAAAGAAGAGAUAUUUUGAAAAUUUAACGAAAACACAAAACGCGUCUUCUUCUUCUUCUUCUUCUUCUUCUUCUUCUUCUUCUUCUUCUUCUUCGCUCCUCUUUUCAAGUUCUUAUAACACACAGUCAUCGCACCAAAUCAGAUUUAUUUCGUCUGCGUCGUCUCUUCUUUUUUUUAACUCCUAAUAAUAAGUUUCGAUCCACAUUCCUUUUUUUUUUUUUUUAAUUUGAAUCCCAAGUCUGAAGUCUCUCUCUCUCUCUCUCUCUCUCUCCCUAUCUCUACUGGUCUAUCAUUUGGAGAAGCUUAAUCGUGAGAUCUUCACUUUCCCGAUGACAAUUGGAUCGUUUUUCUCUUCUCUCAAGUUCUGGGGCACUUCUCAGCAGGAGCCACAGAGAGGGAGGAUGCAAGAGAUUGAUCUUGGUGUUCACACUAUCAAGAGCCAUGGAGGGCGUGUCGCCUCUAAACACAAGCACGAUUGGAUCAUACUCGUCAUCUUGAUUGCCAUCGAGAUCGGCCUCAACCUCAUCUCUCCUUUCUACCGUUACGUCGGAAAGGACAUGAUGACUGACCUCAAGUACCCUUUCAAGGACAACACCGUCCCCGUCUGGUCUGUCCCCGUCUACGCCGUGCUUCUUCCCAUCCUAGUCUUCGUCUGCUUCUACCUGAAAAGGACAUGUGUGUACGAUCUGCACCACAGCAUCCUCGGUCUGCUCUUCUCUGUUCUGAUUACUGGUGUCAUCACCGACUCCAUCAAGGUCGCCACCGGACGCCCUCGUCCUAACUUCUACUGGCGCUGCUUCCCCGACGGCAAAGAGCUGUAUGAUGCCUUGGGUGGUGUGAUCUGCCACGGCAAAUCAGGUGAGGUCAAGGAAGGCCACAAGAGCUUCCCGAGCGGACACACCUCCUGGUCCUUUGCGGGGCUCACCUUCCUCUCCCUCUACCUCUCUGGCAAAAUCAAGGCCUUCAACGGAGAAGGACACGUGGCUAAGCUCUGCCUCGUGAUCUUCCCUCUGCUCGCCGCUUGCCUUGUUGGGAUAUCUCGUGUGGAUGACUACUGGCACCACUGGCAAGACGUCUUCGCCGGAGCUCUCAUCGGAUCCCUUGUAGCCGCCUUCUGCUACCGUCAGUUCUACCCUAACCCUUACCAUGAAGAAGGAUGGGGUCCCUACGCAUAUUUCAAGGCAGCUCAAGAACGAGGAGUCCCUAUGACCUCCCAAAACGGAGAUGCCUUGAGGACAAUGUCUCUGCAGAUGGAUUCAACUUCUCUAGAAAACAUGGAAUCUGGCACUUCAACUGCUCCCAGAUGAUGAUCCUUCUUCUAUUCCAUUAUUUGAUUCAUUAUUUGGUUUUUUCAUUUUGGUUGUUUGUGAGAUUGUGGAUGGUACGGUAUAGCUACGUUUACGUAUGUAUGUAUGUAUGUGUAUUCAACCCUCUACUUAAAACCCUUGCAUUUGUAAAUGUACUCUCUCAUUUUUGGCUUUUCGACCU
Camelina sativa (false flax) is the source of this 1587-nucleotide messenger RNA. The record is from RefSeq and is a predicted model, not a curated record. Lineage: Eukaryota; Viridiplantae; Streptophyta; Magnoliopsida; Brassicales; Brassicaceae.